UCAAAUCUCAGCAAAAGUGUAUUCGAAGAAUCGAAGCAGAAGAAAGGAUUCUCGAGCCCUAAUCUCGAUUCAGAGUCUCUUAUCCUAUUAUCUCAUCUCCAGAUUCUCUCGUUCACUUGUAUUGUCAAUUAGUCGGAAGGAUAUUUUGCGAUUUUUUUCUCUAGAUUCAUCGAGAAGAAGAACGUCGAGGAAGGGGGAGGAGGAGGACCCGAGCUGACGAUUUCUGGGGCUUCUUUGGAUUUUGGUUUGAUUUCUCCUGGGAAGUGUUGAUACAGGAAUCUUUGUAUGUGGCCGCAGAUCCAUUGUUUGCUUGAUCAUUUCUGGAAACUUCAGUAUUGAUUUCGAAUUGUAUUCCAGGGAUAUCUCGAGCGAGGAAUGCGAAGAAUCUGAGCCGGGGAUUGUUUUCUUACAUCUGUAUAUGGAAUUGAGUUAUGCUCUGCUCUGGUAAACUGACGGUGGAUAAAUCGUACAAAUCUAUCAGUGUAAAAGUAGAUCAGGGAAUCGGGACUUGCUAUGAUUGUUUCUGGAAGUUGCUUUUUGCUUUCUGAUUGGAGCAGGACGAUUGGGAAUUGUUUGAGCAGAACUGGCGUCUCUGAUACUGAUCUGAUUUUACUAUUUUGAGCAACAUGAUGUUUUGGAGGGAACGUGAAAGCGCAACCAAGGAGCAGAACGUGGGGUUGCUGUGCGGACAAGUCCGCGUAUUGGUGGUCGGUGACUCAGGCGUUGGAAAAUCAUCUCUUGUACAUCUCAUUGUCAAAGGUUCCUCUAUUACACGCCCAUCGCAGACAAUUGGAUGUACAGUUGGGAUAAAGCACAUUACUUAUGCAAGUCCUGCUAGUUCUUCAAGUAGCAUUAAAGGUGACUCAGAGAGGGACUUCUUUGUCGAACUCUGGGAUGUAUCUGGGCAUGAGAGAUACAAAGACUGCCACUCUCUUUUCUAUUCACAAAUUAAUGGAGUUAUUUUUGUCCAUGAUCUUUCCCAGAGAAGAACAAAAACAAGCUUGCAGAAAUGGGCAGCUGAGGUUGCAGCUACUGGGACAUUUUCUGCCCCUCUUCCUUCUGGAGGGCCGGGUGGCCUUCCUGUCCCGUACAUCAUCGUCGGUAACAAAGCGGAUGCCGCUACAAAAGAAGGCACGAGAGGAAGCAGCGGCAAUCUCGUUGAUGCAGCUCGUCAGUGGGUUGAGAAGCAAGGUUUGCUUCGGUCGAGUGAGGAUCUCCCUCUCACUGAGAGCUUUCCCGGCAAUGGUGGCCUUAUAGCUGCAGCCAAGGAAGCUAGAUUCGACAAGGAAGCUCUGAACAAAUUUUUCCGCAUGUUGAUAAGGAGAAGAUACUUCUCAGAUGAAUUACCUGCAACUUCUACGUGGUCAGUUUCCCCUAUUCCAGCUGCACCUUCACAGCGGUUAGACGACAGCACAACCGACGACGAUCAAUUUUACAGAAGGCCAAGUUUGAAGGGAGAUCCUUACAAGUACAACAUGCUACCGCCGCUUCCAGCGCAGAGAAACCUCACCCCACCUCCCACUCUGUAUCCUCAGCAACCUGUUUUGACACCCGACAACUACGCCUCCAUCCCGAGGUUUUCUCUUACCAGUGCUCACGAAACCAAUAACGGGAGUGCCAGGUCUAAGCGGAUGGACAUUAACGUCUGAACCUCAAACCAUCUCAAUAGCUUUUGUCUUCUGUGUCCAAUGCUGAUGCAGAGGAUGUUUUUUUUUGUUGUUCUAUUCUUUUUUUUUAUUAUUUAUUUAAUUCAGAUUGGAUUUCUCUAUCAAUGGUUCCAAUGGUAGAGGUGCGUGCGGGUGCAAAGUUGAUGCCAAGGAUGGAAUUAUGUAAUCGUGGGUUCACAUAGAGUAGCAAAUUCUUUGAUAAUGUAAUGUUUGUGAGAGCUAAAUGAUGUGCUCUUUUUCAUUUUUU
Tarenaya hassleriana is the source of this 1914-nucleotide messenger RNA. RefSeq lists its product as uncharacterized. Gene Ontology annotation, cellular component: endomembrane system. Gene Ontology annotation, molecular function: GTPase activity. Gene Ontology annotation, biological process: intracellular protein transport. Bases 627 to 1649 code for a protein of 340 amino acids. NCBI's taxonomy places the organism in Eukaryota, Viridiplantae, Streptophyta, Magnoliopsida, Brassicales, Cleomaceae. The record is from RefSeq and is a predicted model, not a curated record. The transcript is spliced from 7 exons.